AUGGCUACAUUCAUCACACAUAAUAUCAUGGGCACCGCCCUUCAAACUACCGAGAGGUAUACAGACUUGCAAGCACGAGAUGUGGGUGCCUUUGGAGCAAUAUGCUCGGCACAUGAUUCAAUGGCCAACCGAACGGUCGCUAUAAAGAAGAUAUGGAAUCCCUUUGAUAGCCCUGCCCGGGUCAAGCGCACGUAUCAUAUCUUCAUUUCACCAGCGGAAGAUCUUUAUCUUGUAAUGGACUGUUGCAUGACAGACCUUCAUCAUUUGAUCCAAUCAAGGCCGGACCCAUUGGAAGGCGAGUUCAUCCAGUUCUUCACCUACCAACUGCUGCGAGGGCUAAAAUUCAUCCACUCUGCUGGUGUGAUCCAUCGAGAUCUCAAACCUAGCAACAUUUUGAUAAAAGGAAACUGCGACCUGAAGAUUUGUGACUUUGGUCUUGCCCGAGAACAAGAUCAUCAGAUGACUGGCUAUGUCUCCACACGAUACUACCGAGCUCCAGAGAUCAUGUUGAAUUGGCAGAGAUACAGCUUCGCGGUGGAUAUCUGGAGCACUGGUUGCAUCCUGGCAGAGAUGCUCCUACGGAAAGUUCUCUUACCAGGCAAAGACAAUGUGCAUCACUUCAAACUGAUCACUGAGAUCUUUGGGAAGCCACCUAAAGAGAUUAUGGAAACAGUUUACAGCGACAUUACGAUGGAGUUUGUGAACUCCCUACCUGAAAUAGAACCCAGGCCACUUGCACAUACGCUGGGAGAUGUUGAUCCUGAAGCCGUUCAUCUCUUGGAGAAAAUGCUUGACAUAGACCCACAAAAGAGAAUCGCAGCGGCAGAUGCUCUAACCCAUACAUACGUUUCGACCUAUUCGGACUCUGACGAUGAACCCGAGUGUGAGAAGCAAAUUGACUGGUCUUCGUUAGAUUCAGAAAUGACUACGGAACAAUGGAAGACCAAAAUGUAUUUCGAGAUUCUGAACUAUCACACUGGUUCCUACAACUGGGAAGACACUAACCCUAAAGCCCAGGGAAGAUUUGAGGAUUGGAUGCGCAAAGAGAUAACGGUGGUCUCUCCAUAUUCAUACACCAUGGCCGCAGAUCGUUUAAGCUCGCUCCUGAGCCACCUCAAGCCCGGCGCCACCAACGGCCUCGCUGCUAUUACACAGAAGAACCCCGACGAUGUGGUCAUCACCCUAGCAAUCCGCACACCGCUGACCAAGGCGCGUAAGGGCGGGUUCAAGGACACAGAAUUGGACUACAUGAUCUACGCCCUGCUGAAGGAGACUCUGGCCAAGUCACAGAUUGACCCUGCUCUGAUCGAGGAUGUCUGUCUCGGAAAUGUCAACGAAGUUAAAGCUGCCUACAUGGUCCGCGCUGCAGCUCUUGCCGCCGGUAUCCCCCACACAGCCGGUGCCUCAUCAGUAAACCGCUUCUGCUCGUCCGGGCUGAAGGCUGUACAGGAUAUCGCGAAUCAGAUCCAGCUGGGCGCCAUCGAUGUCGGUGUCGCUCUGGGUGCGGAGCUGAUGUCCGCCUCUGGCGACCGGCUGGACAGGCCGUUCAACGAGGAGGUCUUGCGCAACCAGGAGGCCGCCGACUGCAUGCAGCCCAUGGGACAAACUUCCGAGAACCAGGACCGAUAUGCCGCCGAGUCCUUCCGCCGUGCUGAGGCUGCUCAGAACAACGGCUGGCUCGAUGACGAGAUUGCUCCUAUCGCUGUCAAGGUUAAGGACCCCAAGACUGGCGAGGUUAAGGAAGUUACUCUAUCCCGUGAUGAUGGUAUCCGUCCCGGUACUACUUUCGAGUCGCUUUCCAAGAUUCGCCCUGCUUUCCCUCAGUUCGGUGAUAAGUCCACUGGUGGAAACUCCAGCCAGGUUACUGAUGGUGCCGCGUCUGUUCUUCUCAUGCGCCGCUCCAAGGCUAUCGAGCUGAACCAGCCUAUCCUUGCUAAGUUCUGUGGCGCUACCGUUGCCGGUGUUCCUCCUCGCGUGAUGGGUAUCGGCCCAACUGCUGCUAUCCCUAAGCUGCUGAGCAAGUUCCAGCUUGACAAGAAUGAUAUCGAUAUCUACGAGAUCAACGAGGCUUUCGCCUCUAUGGCGGUCUACUGUGUUAAGAACCUUGGUCUUGAUCACGCCAAGGUCAACCCUCGUGGCGGUGCUAUUGCCCUUGGUCACCCGCUCGGCGCAACAGGUGCGCGCCAGAUCGCGACCAUUCUGAGUGAGGCUCGCCGGACAAAGAGUAAGAUUCUGGUCACUUCCAUGUGUAUUGGAACUGGACAGGGUAUGGCUGGUCUCUUCGUCAAUGAGCAGCUGUAG
This is a messenger RNA of Penicillium mononematosum, 2301 nucleotides long. RefSeq names its product putative 3-ketoacyl-CoA ketothiolase (Kat1) (gene kat1). Lineage: Eukaryota; Fungi; Ascomycota; Eurotiomycetes; Eurotiales; Aspergillaceae. The record is from RefSeq and is a predicted model, not a curated record. Gene Ontology annotation, molecular function: protein kinase activity; ATP binding; acetyl-CoA C-acyltransferase activity. The transcript is spliced from 12 exons. The coding region runs from base 1 to 2301 and encodes 766 amino acids. Gene Ontology annotation, biological process: phenylacetate catabolic process; protein phosphorylation; fatty acid beta-oxidation. Gene Ontology annotation, cellular component: peroxisome.